GCCGCGUCUCCGGGCGCCGCGCUCGCCGCGCGGAAGUGGGAGCCGCCGCCCGCGCGCCCUUCCCCGGGGCUGGCCCCGGCCGCCCGGCGCGACCGCGGCCAUGCAGCAGCCCCGGGGCUGAGCGGCCCCGCGGCGAAGCCAGCGGCCCCGGCGACGACGGCGCAUGGAGAACUUCCGUAAGGUGCGCUCUGAGGAGGCGCCGGCGGGGGGCGCGGCCGAGGGGGGCGGCGCGGGCUCGGGCCCCUUCGCCGACCUGGCGCCCGGCGCCGUGCACAUGCGGGUCAAGGAGGGCAGCAAGAUCCGGAACCUGCUGGCCUUCGCCACCGCCAGCAUGGCGCAGCCGGCCACGCGCGCCAUCGUCUUCAGCGGCUGCGGCCGGGCCACCACCAAGACCGUCACGUGCGCCGAGAUCCUCAAGCGCCGCCUGGCGGGCCUGCACCAGGUCACGCGGCUGCGCUACCGGAGCGUGCGCGAGGUGUGGCAGAGCCUCCCGCCCGGGCCCGCGCCCCCGGGCCCCGCGCCCGCCGCGCCCGCCGCCAGCCUCAGCGUCCUGAAGAACGUGCCCAGCCUCGCCAUCCUGCUGUCCAAGGAUGCCCUGGACCCGCGCCAGCCGGGCUACCAGCCCCCGGGCCCCCAUCCCGGGCCCUCGUCGCAGCCCGCCGCGCCGCCCGCGGCCAAGAGGAGCCUCGGGGAGCCCGCCGCGGGGGAAGGCUCCGCCAAACGGCCACAGCCCGGGCCGGGGGCGGCCGAAGAGGACCCGAGGGCAUGACGCUCGAUGGACCGGAGCUUCCCUCCAGCGCCCCGACCUUGAGAACGCGCCUCGCGCCCCAGGAGCCACCACCUGGACCCAGAUCCCCAGGCUGGCAGCGUGGACCUCCAAGGCGACAAGAGAGGGACUCCCCUCUGCUCCCCCAGGAAGCCUCCUGGGACCCUGCUACUUCUCUUACUUUGCCUGAAGACCCCGAGUUCCACCUUCAGCUGUUCUGGGACCUUGUUCAGGGAGGGACAGCGAGGCUCAAGCUUUGCUCGAACCCCCGAGGGUUCGUGGCAUCGAGCAUUGGAGAGGAGGUUCUGGGCAGUGGGGGUUCGAGGGGAGCUCUAAGAAUUCCCCGGAGCACAGGCAGUGGAGGACUAAGGGUGAGAAAGGGACUGCGGGCGGGGGUGAGGGCUUGAGUUGUGGGGGGCCGUGUUCUGCACCUCACCCCAGGACAGUUUUCUUUCUGGCUCAUUCCUCUGCUUUUACGGAGCACCCUGAAAUCAUGACGUUCUCCAGGGGCUCCUGCUCUUUGGCGCCCCCCCCAUCCCGGAGCUAGGCCUGGAGGGAGCCUUUCAGGAGCUUCCCUGCACCCCAGCCCACCCCCAUCCUCAAACCCACAGCUGGAGUCUGCCUUCCAAUAAUAAUAAUAAUAAAAAACCCAACAUGACAA
Messenger RNA from Sorex araneus (European shrew), 1427 nucleotides. RefSeq names its product ribonuclease P and MRP subunit p25 (gene RPP25). Lineage: Eukaryota; Metazoa; Chordata; Mammalia; Eulipotyphla; Soricidae. Bases 164 to 769 code for a protein of 201 amino acids. The transcript has a single exon. Gene Ontology annotation, biological process: tRNA 5'-leader removal. The record is from RefSeq and is a predicted model, not a curated record. Gene Ontology annotation, molecular function: RNA binding. Gene Ontology annotation, cellular component: ribonuclease MRP complex.